CAUCAAAAAGCGACAACAACACGCCCGCUGAACUCCGGCACAGGAAGCCGAAAUGUUGUUUUUUCAAUGAACAGAAGGGAUGAAUAACAACCUAGCAGAGCUUCCUUUGAAGGAACAUGGCAGGUUUAUAACUUAAGGUAGUUUUUUAACGCCACUCAUCUCCACCGGAGCAGCCGAACAUCCUCCAUUCAGCCACCGGCAGCGCAUGGUCGGUAGUAAAAGUGCAGCAGAAAAUGCCCAAACUCGCAGAGGUGAAGUUUGCCCCGGACUGUCAGAGUCUUCCUGAGGGCUUCUGGUCAGCGGUGGAGGUGUGGCUGAAGAAGCCGCAUGUUGUCAACAAGCGGCUCUGUGGAGCCACGGAGACGGAGAGCAGGGACGUGGACGCGGAGGACCUGGGGACGCUGCUGGACGCCGGGGACGCAGAUCUGCUCCGGGACGUGUCUCUGUUCCUCUGCGGCGGAGACUCAGCGUCACACCAGGAGCACAGAUCCUGGUCCUCCUCUGUCCGCACAUUCAUCCCCAAAGUCAACAGCUACGGGGGGAAGCGGCAGAAGGAGGUGGUGCUGAAAGACUCCAACAGGCACCUUGUGACCUUUCUUCCUUUUGAGGAGGACGCGGCAGCAGGGAAGGCGUCCUUUAAGAAAGGCAACAUUUAUCAGCUCAGGCUCUGCGGCCAUGGCAGUGAGCAGUGGACGCUGGAGCUGCACACGUUGACGUCAGACGGCUGGUUCGCCGACGGCGUGGCCUAUCCCAAGCUGCGCUGGCUGUCGUCGGAGCUGCUGCCCAAGCUGGCGCGCUGGGCGGCGGAGUGCAGAGCCGGCGAGUUCAGAAGCACGCUGUCCCUGCUGCCGGUGGAGAAGUACAGCCUCACGUACCAGCAGCUGAAGGACAAGUACAAGAGCAUGGUCCAGGUUUGGCCUGAGGUCACCGACCCCGAGAAGUUUGUGUUUGAGGACGUCGCCAUCGCUACCUAUCUGCUGGUGCUGUGGGCCGAGGAACGGGCCGUGAAAAGUCUGACCGCCCCACAGUCCUUCGUGGACCUCGGCUGUGGAAACGGCCUCCUGGUUCACAUACUGACCAAUGAAGGGCACCCAGGGAAGGGCAUCGACGUCCGCAGGAGGAAGAUCUGGGACAUGUACGGACCUCAGACCCUGCUGGAGGAAAAAGCAAUUACCCCCAGCGAGAGCUUCUUAUUCCCGGGGACGGACUGGCUGAUUGGGAACCACUCGGACGAGCUCACGCCGUGGAUCCCCGUCAUAGCGGCCAGGUCGUCCUACUCCUGCCGCUUCUUCGUCCUCCCCUGCUGUUUCUUCGACUUCUACGCCAAGUACCAGAGGCGCCAGUGCAAGAAGUCUCAGUAUAAGGAGUACAUCGACUUCAUCGCGGAGGUCAGCCGAGUGUGUGGCUUCGACACGGAGGAGGACUGCCUGAGAAUACCCUCCACCAAACGUGUGUGCCUGGUGGGAACGUCGCGGAGCUACGAGCAGUCCGAGGAGCCCGAGUUGGAGCAGAGGAGGGCGCGUUACAUCCAGAGCCGCCGGGCCUCCGCCGGGCCGGCGGCGCAAAGGUCAGGCGUCAGAAAAAAUGGCGACUGUUGCCACGGGAGCCCCGAGCGCGACGGCACCUCCGGGAGCGCGUUGGAAAACGGUUUCCAGCCCAGAAGCGCCGUCGAAACGGUUCGAAACUGCGCGGCUCUACCGCGGGACUUUGUGGACCGGGUCGUCCUGAAGGUCGCCACCGCUCUGCUGGGAAUGUCUGAGGGGACGUCUGCCGGCGGCUGGAACAAAGGAGGUAGCCUCUCUGUGAGAGAGGUGGCGGCUCUGCUGGAGCAGGAAACCCUGCAGCUCCUGAAGAAAGAGUGUGGAGGCCUUCAGACCCUGCUGAAGAACAACCACCAAGUCUUUAAAGUUGAAGCGGGGACGGUCUACAUCAGAGACUGGAGGGACAAGGCAGAAAGCCAAAGGAGGCCCACGGUGCCCGGCGCUCUAAAAACUCGUCUGUGCUGGUUUCACGGCCACCAUCCUCAGGGCUGCCCCCUGCAGGAGCACAACUGCACCUUCGCCCACGGAGAGGACGACCUUCGACCCUCCACCAGGCCUCUAAAGAAGUUAAAGAGCUUUUGACUGGAUCGGCAUCCCCUAAUUACCUGCAAACACGUUAUUUUUUAGUUGGUUUUCAAGCUGAAUGUAAAUAAUUUCGAGUUAAAGACUGAUUUUGUUAAUUAGCUCUUUAGCUGUGCGGACUGAAAGGGUGAAGAGGUUCAGCGCUAAUGGCUGUUUUGUUCUUUGCAUCAGAUGGAAAAACUGGAUUCUGUGUUAGGGAUGAAUGUUUUGCUUCCCUCGUUUAUUAAAUCUUUUUAUUUAACAGGGUUUCUCGGUUUUGUUUUCCUUUUAUUAAAGUAAAGAUGUGGAACGUGAGAAGAGCCGCA
Molecule: messenger RNA, 2428 nt
Organism: Fundulus heteroclitus (mummichog)
Lineage: Eukaryota; Metazoa; Chordata; Actinopteri; Cyprinodontiformes; Fundulidae
Gene: trmt44
Product: tRNA methyltransferase 44 homolog
Exons: 11
Coding region: 234-2123 (629 amino acids)
Biological process (GO): tRNA methylation
Molecular function (GO): metal ion binding; tRNA (uridine) methyltransferase activity
Source: RefSeq, a predicted model, not a curated record